Penicillium cataractarum is the source of this 1632-nucleotide messenger RNA. Its product is annotated as putative alanine aminotransferase. The transcript is spliced from 3 exons. Bases 1 to 1632 code for a protein of 543 amino acids. NCBI's taxonomy places the organism in Eukaryota, Fungi, Ascomycota, Eurotiomycetes, Eurotiales, Aspergillaceae. The record is from RefSeq and is a predicted model, not a curated record. Gene Ontology annotation, biological process: biosynthetic process. Gene Ontology annotation, molecular function: pyridoxal phosphate binding; L-alanine:2-oxoglutarate transaminase activity.
AUGUCCUGGCAAUAUAAGCUCGCCUCCAGUGUGCGGGCCUCUCCGAAGGCGUUCGUGACCCGGCCGAAUGGCCGCCUCCUACUUCGCCCGACCGCGCGCGGCGCUGCGGGGGGCUUCUCCGCUGGAUCAGUGACCGCCAUGACUCAAACCACCGUCGCUUAUGCCAAGCGCACCCUGACCACCACCCAGCCCAGAUGCCUCAACAUUGACAACAUCAACCCCCACAUUAAAGCAGCCAAGUACGCCGUGCGUGGUGAACUGGCCGUCAAGGCUGAAGAAUACCGUCAGCGUCUGGCCGAUGGUGACAAGUCCUUGCCCUUCGAUAGCGUUAUCUUCGCCAACAUUGGCAACCCCCAACAACUCGACCAGAAGCCCAUUACAUUCUUCCGUCAAGUGCUCAGUCUCGUCGAGAACCCGCUGCUUCUCGAGAACACCGAGGCCUUGAAGAACUCGUUCGGAUACAAGCAGGAUGUGAUCGACCGUGCCCAAACCCUGUUGGCCAAUGUGCAGAGCGUUGGUGCUUACAGUCACAGCCAAGGUGCUCCCGGCAUUCGGAAGAGCGUUGCCAAGUUCAUUGAGGAGCGUGAUGGCUUCCCCGCCAACGCCCAGGACCUGUUCUUGACUGCCGGUGCUUCGUCGGGUGUCAGCACCUUGCUCAAUGUGAUCUGCAACGACUCCAACGCCGGUGUGCUGGUCCCUAUCCCUCAGUACCCAUUGUAUACCGCUACCCUGGCCCUUCUGAACGCGCGGUGCGUGCCCUACCUGUUGGAGGAGCAGAAGGCGUGGGGUACCAACGUCGAUGCCAUCACCCAGUCCAUCAAGGAGGCCAAGGCCGCUGGCACCAACGUCCGCGCUGUUGUCGUGAUUAACCCCGGUAACCCGACCGGUGCCUCCCUGACCCCCGAUGACAUUAAGAAGGUCAUCGAUGUCGCUGCUGAUGAGAAGCUGGUCAUCAUGGCCGACGAAGUGUACCAGACCAAUGUCUUCGAGGGCGAGUUCGUCUCCUUCAAGAAGCGUCUGCGUCAGCUCCAGAAGGAGCAGCCCGGCAAGUACGACGCCGUGGAGCUGGUCUCCUUCCACAGUACCUCGAAGGGUAUGGUCGGCGAGUGUGGUCACCGUGGUGGUUUCUUCGAGCUGGUCGGUUUCGACCCGCUGGUUCAGGAGCAGAUUUACAAGCUCGUUAGCAUUGGCCUGUGCCCGCCGGUCGUCGCACAGUGCCUGCUCGAGACGAUGGUCAACCCUCCCCGUGCUGGUGACCCUAGCUUUGAGCUCUAUCAGAAGGAGUACAAUGGUAUCCGGGAUGGUCUGCACAAGCGUGCUCUCGCGCUGUACGAUGCUUUCCAGCGUAUGGAGGGUGUUGAGUGCCAGAAGCCUCAGGGUGCCAUGUACCUCUUCCCCACCAUCAACCUCCCCGCCAAGGCCAUUGAAGCCGCUCAGGCUGAGGGCCGCGCUGCCGAUGAGUUCUACUGCCUGAAGAUGCUCGACGCCACCGGUGUCUGCGCCGUCCCUGGCUCUGGAUUCGGCCAGAAGGAGGGCACAUUCCACUUCCGCACAACUUUCCUCGCCCCCGGUACCGACUGGGUCGAGCGCAUCGUCAAGUUCCACUCCGAGUUCCUCAAUCAGUACCGGUGA